AUGGAGGAGUCCAAAUGCCUGGAGCCUGAGAAUGCCGCCUCAUCAGUUUUGGAGAACACGUCACGCUCCACAAUGGGACUGGACGCCAAAAACACAGUCUGCAUCUGGGACUGGAGGAAAGGCCGGAUCCUGGCCACCGCCACGGGACACUCUGACAGGAUCUUUGAUAUUUGCUGGGACCCUUUCCAACAGAACCGUAUGGUGAGCUGCGGAGUCAAGCACAUCAAGUUCUGGUCUCUGUGUGGGAACGCCCUGACGCCCAAACGGGGAAUCUUCGGGAAGACGGGAGACCUGCAGACCAUCCUGUGUGUGGCAGCGGCUAAAGACGACACCACGUACUCAGGGGCCCUCAACGGGGACAUCUACGUGUGGAAGGGCCUCAACCUGACGCGCACAGUCCAGGCCGCACACGGGGCGGGCAUCUUCAGCAUGUUCUGCUGUGAGGAGGGCUUUGCCACCGGGGGACGGGACGGCUGCAUCCGACUGUGGGACGUGGACUUCAAAGCCAUCACCAAGAUCGACUUACGGGAGGCAGAGCAGGGCUACAAAGGUCUGUCCAUCCGCAGUGUGUGCUGGAGAGCGGACCGGAUCCUGGCCGGGACCCAGGACAGUGAGAUCUUCGAGGUGAUGGUGCGGGACCGGGACAAGCCUCUGCUGCUGAUGCAGGGCCACAGUGAGGGGGAGCUCUGGGCUCUGGACGUUCACCCCAAGAAGCCGCUGUGUGUGACGGGCAGUGACGACCGCUCCGUCCGCCUGUGGAGCCUGGUGGACCACGCCCUGAUUGCUCGCUGUAACAUGGAGGAGGCGGUCCGCAGUGUGGCCUUCAGUGUGGACGGGGCUCAGCUCGCUCUGGGCAUGAAGGACGGAUCCUUCACCGUGCUGCGGGUCAGGGACAUGACGGAGGUGGUCCACAUCAAAGACCGGAAGGAGGUGAUCCAUGAGAUGAAGUUCUCUCCUGACGGGGCGUACCUGGCCGUGGGCUCCAACGAUGGACUGGUGGACGUCUACGCUGUGGCUCAGAGAUACAAGAAGGUGGGAGAGUGCAGUAAGUCCAGCAGUUUCAUCACUCACAUGGACUGGUCUGUGGACGGAAAAGUCCUGCAGACCAACGAUGGAGCAGGACAGAGGCUCUUCUACAGAAUGCCCUUGGGUAAACCAGCGCUGAGCAGAGAGGAGGUGAAGGGGCAGCGCUGGGCCUCGUGGAGCGGCGUGCUGGGGUCAGAGGUCAGCGGGAUCUGGCCCAAGUAUUCGGACACGACGGAGGUGAACGCGGUGGAUGCUAACCACUCUGCCGCUGUGCUGGUCUCCGGGGACGACCUGGGACUGGUCAAGCUCUACAGGUUCCCCUGCCACAGGAAAGGAGCCAAGUUCAAGAAGUACAACGGUCACUCGGCCCAUGUGACCAACGUGCACUGGUCACAUGACCUGCAGUGGGUGCUGACCACAGGCGGGGCUGACCACGCCCUCUUCCAGUGGAGGUUCCUCCCAGAGUCUGUGAUGAACGGAGGAGAGGACAUCAAUCUACAAGACAAUCACGGAGACUCCAACAGUGAGGAGUCAGACAGCGACAUGUCUGAUGUGCCAGAACUGGACUCUGACAUAGAGCAGGAGACGCAGAUCAACUACGACCGACAGGUUUAUAAAGAGGACUUGCCCCAACUGAAGCAGCAGAGUCGGGAUAAGAAGCAGCAGGUGGGCUCCCUGAAGAGACAGAGGGGCCCGGAGCAGAGCCUGCAGCUCAAGUUUGUCCACGGUUACCGUGGUUACGACUGCCGGAACAACCUGCUGUACACCCAGAGCGCGGAGGUGCUGUACCACGUGGCGGCGGUGGGCGUGGUCUACAACCGCCAGCUCCACACGCAACGCUUCUACCUCGGACACGACGACGACAUCCUCAGCCUCAGCAUCCACCCGCUCAAGGACUACGCAGCUACAGGACAGGUGGGCCGCGACCCCGCCAUCCACGUGUGGGACGUCCAGACCCUGAAGUGUCUGUCUCUGCUGAAGGGACACCACCAGAGAGGGGUCUGUGCCCUGGACUUCUCAGCUGAAGGGAAGUCUCUGGUCUCUGUGGGGCUGGACGAUGGACACUCAGUGGUCAUCUGGGACUGGAAGAGAGGAGAGAAACUCGCCACUGCCAGGGGCCACAGGGACAAGAUCCUGGUGGUGAAGUGUAACCCUCUGCUCAUGGACCAACUGGUGACUGUGGGCAUCAAACACAUCAGGUUCUGGCAGCACACAGAGCUUCUGACCGCCCUAUCACAGGUACAGCUGCUGACCGUUCUAUAUCAGGUACAGCUGCUGACCGCCCUAUCACAGGCACAGCUGCUGACCGCCCUAUCACAGGCACAGCUUCUGACCGUCCUAUCACAGGCACAGCUUCUGACCGUCCUAUCACAAGUACAGCUGCUGACCGCCCUAUCACAGGUACAGCUGCUGACCGCCCUAUCACAGGCACAGCUUCUGACCGUCCUAUCACAAGUACAGCUGCUGACCGCCCUAUCACAGGCACAGCUUCUGACCGUCCUAUCACAGGUACAGCUUCUGACCGUCCUAUCACAGGUACAGCUGCUGACCGCCCUAUCACAGGCACAGCUUCUGACCGACCUAUCACAAGUACAGCUGCUGACCGCCCUAUCACAGGCACAGCUUCUGACCGUCCUAUCACAGGUACAGCUUCUGACCGUCCUAUCACAGGUACAGCUGCUGACCGCCCUAGCACAGGUACAGCUUCUGACUGCCCUAUCACAGGUACAGCUGCUUACCGGUCUAUAUCAGGUACAGCUGCUGACCGCCCUAUCACAGGUACAGCUUCUGACCGCCCUAUCACAGGUACAGCUGCUGACCGCCCUAUCACAGGUACAGCUUCUGAUCACUCUAUAUCAGGUACAGCUGCUGACCGCCCUAUCACAGGUACAGCUGCUGACUGCCCUAUCACAGGUACAGCUUCUGAUCACUCUAUAUCAGGUACAGCUGUUGACCGCCCUAUCACAGGUACAGCUGCUGACCGCUCUAUAUCAGGUACAGCUGCUGACCGCCCUAUCACAGGCACAGCUGCUGACCGCCCUAUCACAGGUACAGCUGCUGACCGCCCUAUCACAGGUACAGCUUCUGAUCACUCUAUAUCAGGUACAGCUGCUGACCGCCCUAUCACAGGUACAGCUGCUGACCGCUCUAUAUCAGGUACAGCUGCUGACCGUCCUAUCACAGGUACAGCUGCUGACCGCCUUAUCACAGGUACAGCUGCUGACCGCCCUAUCACAGGCACAGCUGCUGACCGGUCUAUAUCAGGUACAGCUGCUGACUGCCUUAUCACAGGUACAGCUGCUGACCGCCCUAUCACAGGCACAGCUGCUGACCGGUCUAUAUCAGGUACAGCUGCUGACCGUCCUAUCACAGGUACAGCUGCUGACCGCCUUAUCACAGGUACAGCUGCUGACCGCCCUAUCACAGGUACAGCUGCUGACCGCUCUAUAUCAGGUACAGCUGCUGACCACCCUAUCACAGGUACAGCUGCUGACCGCUCUAUAUCAGGUACAGCUGCUGACCGUCCUAUCACAGGCACAGCUUCUGACCGUCCUAUCACAGGUACAGCUGCUGACUGCCUUAUCACAGGUACAGCUGCUGACCGCCCUUUAUAAUUAA
Messenger RNA from Knipowitschia caucasica, 3645 nucleotides. Lineage: Eukaryota; Metazoa; Chordata; Actinopteri; Gobiiformes; Gobiidae. The record is from the annotation of a GenBank genome assembly.